CACAUCAUGUUCAGCCUGUCAUGGUUCAGGUUUUAUUGUAAUGGAGAGACAAAUGAAACAGGGAGGAGAGUCUGGCUUCAGUGAGGCAUUUCAGGAAGAUAAAACUGUGAAAAAAACAGCCUCCUCCGUACUUUCCACAGUAAGCAGUCCCUUGAGACGGCAGGCUACAACACGCUCUCAACGGACAACAGAGGUUUCCAGUCAACACUCCACAUUGUUCGUGAUGUGACUGACCAGAGAAGAUAAACUCAUUUAAACCAGAGAGGAGAGACACUCGACUGGAUUUAUCAUGUCAGUCAAGCUGUCUAAGAGGCUGAGCAGCAAAAAGAAAAAACCAGAACCUCCAAAAGACAAUGCCCAAACAGAGGUCCUACAUAAGCUGGGUCUGGAUGCCUUCCGGACUGUUCCAUUGGACCCAGCGUCUAUGUUGGGCAUCAGCACUUGGACUCUGGAGAACCAAGCCCCUCUAGAGCCAAAUGAUCUACCACUUGCUUUCCUCCAACGUCUUUGGUUGCUUAGCCCAGACACCAGAAGUCCUUGCUGCCAACCUCUGGAUGAUGCUCUGAACAACAGCACCCAUUCACCCGAGGAGACAAUCAGUGGUUUUGGAGAAGACAGCCACAGUGCCAUCAACCCCCUUGAUCUAGUUACAGCUGUCUUUAUGUUUGCCAACACUUUCCUUCAGCAGGAGAUGGCUGUGCGCAUGUUGCAAUGCCAGUUUGCUGUGCCCCUGGUCCUUCCAAACAUGGAUCCAGAAGAAUCUAGUCGCUUCCUUCUUUGGCCUUUGAGAGGUGCUGUGAGCCAGUGGAGGUCUCACUUUCCAGAUAAUGACAAGAAGAUCCAUGAGGGGGAUUUGGCAAGUACAUACAUGCCAGUUGUUUCAUGUGUGAAGCUUGGUCACAUCGGUGUCUCUAAGUCACAGGUGCUAAAUAAUGUUAUAAGUGGACUUAGAUCUUCCAGUGACACAUUUCUCCACAGGGGAAUGGAUGGAGGACAACUGCCCCAUAGGCUCUCUAAUGGCCUGGUAGAGAUUGGAUGGUAUCUACCCACUGGAGACACUGCCAGUGAUGUUUUUCCUGUCCCUAUGGUCAUCUCUAAUCUAAGAGGGGAUGCUAGUGCACAUGAGAAGUACCUCAGCCUCCUGUGUCAAGCAUCUUCAGCUGUGGUUGUUUUCUGUGGGAAUCUUAGGGAGAAAGACAAACAACUUCUUGCUUACUGCAAUGACAUGGCAAACAAGCUCAUACUGAUUGACCUAUCAGAUAAUGAGAACAAUGAGAACAGAGUUGUGGGAUUUGUUGAUCAGAACCUUCAAGAAUACAUGGGGCUUCCUGGACAAAUAGUGCUGCAAGGGCAAGAUCUGAGUGAGGAGGAACUGGCUAAUAGGCUGCGUGACACUCUGAAAGAUCUUUUACCAAAUGAGCUACAACCUGUUACACUUGAGGCAGCAGCAAAAUUAGCAGAGAAGCUAGGAUUUAAUGUAGAUGAAGGACCAGUCUGUAAAAGGGCAAUGGCAACAGUGGAGGAAGUAUUGAGAGGUUUAGAUGAGGGAUCUGCUCAAUUUAAGGAGAAACAGCUUCCUUUACAGGGUCUUUUGUGGAGCAAACUUGCUGAGGUAGAAAAGAAGGAGAGUCGACAGGAAAAAGAAGGUAAAAAAAGGGAUCCCCAACUGAAAAAAGAAAAGAAAGACAUCUUGGCAGAGUUGAGAAGCUACAAAAUGACCCCAGCAAUGAAGACUUUUACCAAUGCUCUUUCUACAACAGAUAAAGUGGAGAGGGCUUAUUUUCUCACUUGGAUGAAGCUAAUGCUCCGGCUGAAACAAACUGAUAAAACAAACAGCCCACAAGAUCUAUUCACAAACCUGCAAACAGAAAUGAAAAAUAACAUGUCAGAACAUUGUCAUGAGCUACAAAAUGGAGUCAGUCACACUCUAAGGGACAGUCAUAGUUCAACAUUCGAAAAAAAAACAGCUGAAAAGCAGGACGUUUCUGAGCAACAUUCUGAGAAAGGCCAAGAAUCAGAGCAUAUUCUGCAGGUGUCUACAGAAAAUGGAGCCAGUAACACUCUAGGAGACAGUGAUAGUUUCUGCACAGAUUCAAUAUUUGAAGAAGACACAACUGAAGAGGAGGAACUUUCUGAGCAACAUUUUGAGGGGAGGAGAGGCCAAGAUUUAGAUCAUACUCUGCAGGAGUCAGCUCCAGUCUUUGAGGACCAAAACCAUCAUUUGGAGUUUGAAGAGGAUGAAACCUCUAGCUGCCAGUCCAAACAGCUAGAUGAACCAGUGCUGACACCAGCUAAGUCAGAUUUGACUUCUUCUGCCCACAAACAAAUAUGUCUAGAUGUCAAUGAACCAGUGCUGACACCAGCUAAGACAGAUCUGACUUCCUCUGCCCACAAACAAAUAUGUCUAGAUGUCGAUGAACGAGCGCUGACACCAGUUGAGUCAGAUUUGACUUCUCCUGCCCAACAACAAAUGUGUCUAGAUGUAGAUGAACGAGCGCUGACACCAGUUGAAUCAGAUCUGACUUCUUCUGCCCAACAACAAAUAUGUCUAGAUGUAGAUGAACCAGUGUUGACACCAGCUAAGUCAGAUUUGACUUCUUGUGCCCAGCAAAUGUGUCUAGAUGUUUCCUUUGAACAUCCGGAGGUCUCAUGUUCAAAGCCUUUUGAACCUGAUUCAUCCUCACUGGGACUUGAGCACUUUUUGCGAGAGAUGGGCUUAAUUUUUGAGCUAACCCACAUCAGCCCCGGGAGUGGAAACCACAAUGUGUUGCGUCUGCCUGGCUUAGCUACAGACCUUCUUUUACAUGGAAUUCCACUUGAACUAAUGGAUGGAGAUGCCUCAAACAUACCCAUGUGCUGGUUGGGCUGUGUCUUUGCAGAGCUCAACCGCUGCCUACCUCAAGAACAGCGCAGGAUCCGGGUGCUGACAAACCUUGGAGAACAUCACAGUAGGAACAGUGAGCUUUUUUCUGCUUUAUUUGGGGUUAAAUUUCCUGAGGGAAGGAAAAGAGCCACCAGAGGAGUAUACAUGGUCCCCCUGUCUCUCCCUGAUAACCUCAGAAAAGACAUGGCGUGUGAUUUUCUGCUGUUAAUUGAUGUAGAAGGUCUCUGCGCAGUGUCUCAAGACAACAAAAGAAAUAUGCUGAUUCAUGACAGCGCGAUGGCCACUGUUGCAACAGGACUGAGUGAUGUUUUAAUGCUGAACAUCUCUUCACAUACCGGCGCUGAGUUUGAAACCCAUCUCGCUGUCAUAGCCAGUGCUCUUCUUCGCAUCAAAGAAUGUGGCUCCAUGCCCAUUUGCCAACUCGUGGCCCAGGAUGAAGGAAUAAACAGCUUAUUACAAGCUGCACAGUUACAGCGUGUAUCUGAUAUGCUUCAGGACAAGACUAGGGACAGAGGAACCAACAAUGCUGAUAACCAUUAUGCAAAGGCCACAACCUGCAUCCCAUGUGUCAAAGGGCCUUGGAACAACAUGUCCCUCUCUGAACCAGUUGAUAACCAAUAUAGUAAGGCUCUGUUAAAGCUCAAGCAAAAUCUGUUUGGGGCAUUAAAGCAGUGUCCAGCUAACUCUAAAGCCACAUGUCUGCCUGAAUUUAUGAGCCGUUUGUCUGCUGUUUGGGAUGCAGUGAAAGCAGAAUCAUUCUCCAUUGGUCUGCAAAAUACCGACAUAGCUUCAGCAUUCUCUUUAUUGUGCACAGAGCUUUCCCAUUGGGAGCAUAGAUUCCUGGAACACACUGAAAGCUGGUUUAAGGAAGCAGCAAAGAAAAUCUCUGCUACAAAGGCAAAAACUUCAGAUGCUACGAACCAAAAUGGUGUUCUGAGCGAGCUGAGGAAUGAAGCCAGAAAGGAAGUCAAAACAGAAGUGGACACACUCAGGUCAAAAGUAGAGACCUAUCUGACGAAAUACAACCUCCUCAAAAGGAACACAUUCAGUCCAAUCCUAAUGAGCUAUAUGGAUGACCUCCAGGAGCGAGUAACUGAAGAGAUUAUACAAAGGUUAGGGACAUUCAGCGAGAGCCACUGUUAUUCAACACAGUUGGAAAAAUUUGACACCUUAAUGAAAAAGGAACAGGAAUCCCAGUUACGGGCACUGAUAGAAAACAGCAAGCUAACCAAAGUGUUCGUUCAAGAUACAGAACUAGAAGAAGUGUUUGAGAGUAUGUGGAGUAAGCUGUUGUUGAACUUUGACUUCAGGCCUUCAGAAAAAGAUGAUAUCACUCCAAGAGUGAUCCGUAUACUGAUGAAGAAUCUAAUGAGCCGUGGUCUCAAGAAACACAUGAAAAAACUUAAUGUCAUUGGUCAAAACCAGAGAUCUAGCUUCCAAGUUUAUGAUGAGCACUUUGGAUACCGCAGCAGAUUAAAGGGCAUGUUUGAAGACAACAACAGACUGCAGAUGGUAGAAGCUCAGCGGCUAGCAUGCAAUAUCAUACAAGAAUACCAUCAGUUUGUGGAAGAUAAAUGUAGCUUACCUGCAGAUUUCUCUGACAGCUAUAUUACAGAACUGUUAGAAAAUGUUGAAACAGCUCUGAAACAAAAACCAGUGGACAUCAGAUCAGCUUAUGAAGCGGAUCUGAAAGUUUACCUCUGUGACGCUGCAUGCGAAGACUUCCAAAAACUACAUGACAGCUUUGUCAAAGACAGCCAGCUUUUGGCAUGUAUUACUGCAAAAAAGAAUACGUAUGAGGCAGAGUUCUUCUACCAGUUCAGGAAGAGAGACCAGUGCCAAAGGAUGGCUCAAGCAUUUACCUCCAUGGUCAUCAAACCUACAGUGUUGGACUACAUCUACAGACCACUGGGGUUACGUAUUGUAGAAGAGAUCCAGGGUAAAGCUCAGCAGUACCGGUCCCCACAGGCCUUCCACCAAAGCCUGCUGGAAGAUCUGAUAAAGGAGGACCGCUUUGAAGGCUUCCUGGAAUAUUUGCUUUCCUAUGACAUCUUCAGAAUGAAGAAGGUCCAGGAGAAAGUGAUGGCUCAUCUCUCUGAAUCAACCAGCUUGGAGGAAUGGAAGCAACAGCGACUUGGACAAAUCGUAGGAAAGGUUGCAGCAGCAGUGAGCCAAACUGCAGAAGGUACCAAUGGAGUGCUGAGUGAUACAAAGCCACUGCUGGAGAGAGUGUGCCUCAAUUUAGAGAAAGAUGGAGAUGUGGAUGUCCCCAGGGCCUUUCUUGAUGGACCGGUCUUCAGUAUCACCACAGAAUGGGAUCGCUUUGUCACAUGUGAAAUGGAGGUACUGGCUGCAAUGCGUUUGGACCUAGCCCAGGAGUUCACCCAAAAAGUGGAGAUCACCCAAUUUCUUCAGUGCCUUCCCACACAACCCCAAGACUCCAUCUUCAACAGGGUGAGAGGGUGUGACCAGCGAUGUCCUCUCUGCAGAGCCCCCUGUGACUUAGCAGAGAUAGGGCAUGAGGUUCACCAGGCAAUGUUCCACAGGCCCAAAGGCAUUUUGUGCUAUGACCCAGUUUCUCUGUCCUGCAUCGGCUGCCCCGAAAGCACGACUCAAGACCAGAGUGAAGACACGUACAACAUGUCCGUGGCAUGCAGUAGCCUCCACUCCCUCUACCCAGACUGGAGCAUCUCCCCUGAGGACCCAAACAGCCAGCUGGCCAAUACUUACUGGAGGUAUGUGUUGGCAAGGUUCAAUGAGAUGUUCGCAAACACAUAUGACCAGGAGCCAGGAGAGAUUCCUGAGGAGUGGAAGAAGAUCACUGCGGAAGAUGCACUGUGCAGUCUGAAGGAGGCCUUCCUCACUGGACAGUGCUGAUAAAAGGACUGCGUUGUGCUGUAUGCUAGCUUUAUCAGAAAUGAGACAAUUUACUGAUAAAGUUCAGGCUCUGUUUUAUCCUGGUUAUAAGAUAAGGAUGGUGAUGAUAAUGGCAAUACUAGACAGAAAGUUAAUCAAAGGGACUGUCCAUUCCAAACACAGAUAAUGAUAUAGUGAUUUGUUUUUAAGUUUAAGUUUAAGAUUAUUUCCUUAUUUAUUUAUUUUUGGUUUUGCCUUUUCUUUUUAUCACUUCCUUAAUAUGAUAAUGAUGUUCUGUAAAUUGUACUUUUAAAUAUAUAAAGAAACCGCUGAUUCCUUAUGGUCUGAUAAUACAAUCUAUAAAGUUGUAACUAAUCAUGCAUUCAGAACCACCCAGUGACAAAACCCAUGAUAUCAUUUUUUUAUACCUUUUAAGCUUUGUCAUUUAAAAAGGAAUAUGAAUGUAUAGGAUUUAGUGAAGGACAACAUUGUAAAAUACUUCAGUUAAUACAUCAAGAAAUGUUUUUGUAUUGUUUUUUUUAUCAUACCUUCAGCAGUGAUUUACAGUAUUUACUUAAUCUGUGUUUUAAAAUGACUAACCAUAUGUAUAUCCAUAACUAUUAGCCUUUUGUUUAUAGGCAGCCAUACCAGUUAUAAUAACCCAUUUUAACGACAAAUAUGUUACAAUAUUUUUGUGAAACAUACAUGAUUUUAAAAUAAUUAAAUAUAAGUAUUAAAAUAAAAAAAGAAGGUGCCUUGUAA
This is a messenger RNA of Epinephelus fuscoguttatus (brown-marbled grouper), 6502 nucleotides long. RefSeq names its product interferon-induced very large GTPase 1 (gene gvin1l2). NCBI's taxonomy places the organism in Eukaryota, Metazoa, Chordata, Actinopteri, Perciformes, Serranidae. Gene Ontology annotation, molecular function: GTP binding. The record is from RefSeq and is a predicted model, not a curated record. The transcript is spliced from 4 exons. Bases 290 to 5761 code for a protein of 1823 amino acids.